UAUCCUUUUUGUCCCUCUCGGGUUGCCGUACUCAGUCAGUUAGCAAACCCACGGUAACCACAGCACCCUCGCGAACAGGUGAAAGUGUCCUCGUGCAACUUUUCUGGUGAAUACUGCCUCCUCAAAAUAAACCAGCGACUGUAUUGAAGACAAGCUUCCACCUUUAACUUCCGAAAUGGCGUCGUCUGCAAUGAUCACUGUCCCCACCACCGCCUCCCGCUUCGCCCUGCUCCAGAUAGACUCGGAUUCGGACUCCGACACCUCUGAUGCAGGGAAGUUCAGCACAAAAGGCGGACGGGAGAACUCCGGGAAGCCUAAACAAGGAAAAGCGGCCGGGGGGAAAGCGGGUCAGCUGAACGACAAGAAGAAGGACAAGAAAAAGAAGAAGAAGGAACAGCAGCAGAGUGAGGCAAAUGAGUUACGUAAUUUGGCCUUCAAGAAGAUUCCUCAGAAAUCGGGUGCUCCCCCUCCCAAUAUGACGCUGUCAGGAAUCGCCAGUGAACUCAUCAAUCCGACCGCAGGGGACCACAAUCCCCCUCCUGAGGGGUGGCAGCAGUGGAAACAGAGGGAUGAGCAGAUAACCACUGAGCUGUAUGAGGCAGACUUGGAAAAGGCCUUAAUUCUAAGUAAACUGGAAUUCGAACAACAGAAACAGCACGUCAACACAAACACCUCCUCCCCGAAGUCUAGAGGAGGAAAAGAUGGCGGAGGAAAGAAGGACAAAAAGAAGAACCAGCAGGCGAAAGACAAAAAGACAGUUUCACUGCAGGACUUUCAGGCUGAGGGAAGUGCAGAACAAUUGAGUAAGAAACAAGAGAAAGAGGAUGCCAGAGUGGCUAACUCGACGUUGGGAGUUGGGCAGGAGGAUCGUUUUUUCAACAAGCUGGAGGAUGACGUCAGUCGGAUCAUCCAACAGGAGAAGAGACGUGAGCAGUACUCCAAUAGUCCGGGACAAGAAGUCAACACCUCUACAGAACAUGAACCAGACCCCCGAGCAGAGCAACUGAAGUAUGAUCUGGAGAAGAAGGACCAAGAAAUCGAUAAGCUAAAGAAGACCAUCUCACAGUGGGAGGUGAAAUACAAAGAAGUAAAAGCAAGAAAUUCUCAACUGCUGAAGAUGCUUCAACAGGGAGAAAUGAAAGACAAAGCAGAAAUCCUCCUACAGGUAGAAGAGCUACUACAUAUAAAAGAAGAACUUUCAUCACAGGUAACAUUACUACAUGGUGCACUUGAACAAGAGAGGUCUAAAGUCAAAGGACUGCAGUCGGAACAACCUAAACAUCAGGGUAACAAGAAAGGGAAGAAAGGCUCGGAAGCAGAUCUAUGAAAGUUUCAUACACAAAAGACCGUCAAGCAAAAUCAAAUGAAUGAAUGAACAAAUGAAGAAAACGCUACUGAUCGCAUUCAGGGUUCUAUUUGCCCAAUCGGGAUUUUUUUUUUAUAGUUUGGACUUGAUGUCAGCAUAUUAUGCAUGCCCCUGUUAUUACAAAUACACACGACGAUACAAAAUACACUCCAGACAUGAAGAAAAUGAUAUAUUACACAGCUGAACAAGAAUUACACAAGUUAUUAAAAAUGACAAAGGUUUGAA
This is a messenger RNA of Notolabrus celidotus (New Zealand spotty), 1591 nucleotides long. RefSeq names its product G kinase anchoring protein 1 (gene gkap1). The transcript has 12 exons. Gene Ontology annotation, cellular component: Golgi apparatus. The record is from RefSeq and is a predicted model, not a curated record. Bases 176 to 1327 code for a protein of 383 amino acids. Lineage: Eukaryota; Metazoa; Chordata; Actinopteri; Labriformes; Labridae. Gene Ontology annotation, biological process: signal transduction.